Pogoniulus pusillus (Red-fronted tinkerbird) is the source of this 852-nucleotide messenger RNA. RefSeq names its product SEBOX homeobox (gene SEBOX). The coding region runs from base 1 to 528 and encodes 175 amino acids. The record is from RefSeq and is a predicted model, not a curated record. Gene Ontology annotation, molecular function: DNA binding. NCBI's taxonomy places the organism in Eukaryota, Metazoa, Chordata, Aves, Piciformes, Lybiidae. The transcript has 2 exons.
AUGAGCGCAGCCCCGGGCACCUCCCGCGCCCCCCAGCCGCUGCUCCGCUUCCCCGACGGAUCGGGUGGGUCGGGCGAGAGUCGGACAGCGGUGGGGCGGGGGGGCCGCAGCCCGGGGCCGUGCCCCUGCUCGGGGGGGCCGCGGAAGCGGCGACGGACCACGUUCAGCCGGGGGCAGCUGUCGGAGCUGGAACGGGCCUUUGCCGCUGUGCCCUACCCAGACAUCGCCACCCGGGAACGCCUGGCUGAGCUCACCCAGCUGCCCGAGGCCAAGAUCCAGGUCUGGUUCCAGAACCGCCGCGCCCGCCGGAUCCGCAACACCAAAUCGGAGCUGUCUCAGCUACCACCGCUGCCCCCAGCCGGGGAGCGAGGUCCCCCCGCGGCAUCCCCCGACGGCACCAGCCCGGGUCCGGCCCCUGCCCUGCCUCCGCCGGGAGCCCGCAGCCCGUCUCGAGGCCUCCACACUUCUCUAGGCUCCAUCUCUGACCUAAUCUACAGCGCGGCCAUCACCAACCUGGGCGAGCCGUAGCUGUGGCGGGGAACCCCCAGCAUCGGGGACGACCCCCAGCACCAAGACACCCCUCCCCGCAGUGCCACGAUUUCAUUAGGGUGUGGAAUUGCUGCCGGCCCCGGAGGUCCCCAGGAUGUCAUCCAAUAUCCUAAACGCCGGUGCGGCCGCGGCGGGGCCAGCUCCCCAUCAGCUCCCUAAUGCCAACUAAUCUUUUGGAAACAAUACCUUAAUCUGAGGCCGUAUCCGCGGAUGAUUGUGGCGCAGCCGCCCCUAAUCCGCAGGCACGUUCGCAGGUGCCGGCAGAGCUCCCCGUAUCGGAUAUUAAACCGUGUUUGCAGAGGG